UGCCACCUUGGAGAGCUUUUUAGAUGGUUCCCGAAGGCGUUUGAUGAAGGUGGUGUGAGGAGACCGCGUCAGAAGUCCUAGAUUCUCCUCGCAGUGGGAACCGGUUCAGAUUAUUCGUGCUUGUGGGGAAUUGACUAAGUAUUCUGAUCAAACGCGUGGUGUGAUCUUUGCAUUCCGUUGUCGUACCAGCUUCAAGUCAUGGUUGGGGUUACUUUCAAACAACCGCAUCCAGCGGACUGUCGGUACUGCACUUUCUGGUCCGUUCAUCGGUUUGGCGUUCCAGGUACCCCGCGGACCGUCAAGACUCCUCGGACGCCGAAGACUCCAAAGGGUAUACUGAAAUGUAAACACUUCUUUGGCAGCGAGGAGAAGGCGACUGCCCUUCAGACAGCUGGGAAGCAGCACAGAUUGACUGUUCCUGGAGAGGAACACCAGCAGGAUAAACCAGACACGUCUCGUCGAAAGUCCCUUUCCAGGACGCCCUCUGGGAAGGUCAAGAGGCGACCUUCGCAUUCAGCCCUGAGCGACGAAGUUGUUGCUCAAGAUCAGAAGAUCGCCGGCCAGCCCCUUUCCCCCACUGUAGCACAGAAGCCACCACAGGAACUGUCGCAAGAUUCAGUUGACCAGAAGAAAGAUAACCAGGCUGCAGUUGGGAUUACCCCCGAUAAACCACAGACCCCAAUUCUUACAGUGUCCUUUGGAGACGAAAACGUCAUUCCCGGCGAUGGCCCAAAAAAUGCCGAAAUGGGGGAUGGAGCUUGUUCUCAUGUCGAAGUGAAUGGAAAGGCCAAAACAGACUCCCUAGUCCAGAAUGGUCAAGACGUCGUCCAGCCUACGCUUUCCGUGGGCGCUCCCGAUGUUCCUGAAUCAAGUGCAGUUCUAGGUGUCCCCGAAUCGCAGGUGGUGGAACGCACCCCUGAACCGCAGAAGGGUGUUGCAGACAGUCCCGAAUCUCCGCAGGUCGUCGUAGACGUUCCCGAACCCCAGAAGGGGGUCGCUGAUGUUCCCGAACCCCAGAAGGGGGUCGCUGAUGUUCCCGAACCCCAGAAGGGGGUCGCUGAUGUUCCCGAACCCCAGAAGGGGGUCCCUGACAUUCCCGAAUCCCAAAAGUGGGUCCCUGACGUUCCCGAACCCCAGAAGGUGGUCGCUGACGUUCCCGAACCCCAGAAAGGGGUCGCUGAUGUUCCCGAACCGCAGAAGGGGGUCGUAGACGUUCCCGAACCACAGAAGACUGUUGCAGACGUUCCCGAACCGCCUAAAACCUUCCUAGAAGCCCCAGUGGCAGCCUUUCAAACUCCCAGGCUUUACCCAGAAUUCGUUCCAUUUGGAGUUGACGUCCAAUCAGAAGCCAAGGCUGAGGAACCAAAGGAAGAGGAAAAGAAAGAGGAGGCUGCCCCCGUUGCUGCCGCCCCAGCAGAAAAGCCCGAGGAAGCUGCUCCCGCCCCAGCCCAGGAGGAGAAGAAGGAAGCUGCCCCUGUAGUGGAAGCCCCCAAAGAAGAGGCAGCGCCUGUUAAGGAGGAUACAGCUCCAGCACCCUCUGAGGAACCCCAAGUCCAAGAUACUGCACCUGUAGAAGAAACUCCAGAAGCAGAAGCAGAGCCACUUGUAGUCAUUGAUAGUGCCCCAGUUGUUAAAUCAGAACCAGUUCAGGAGCAACUUGUAGUCAUUGAUAGUGCCCCAGUUGUUAAAUCAGAACCAGUUCAGGAGCCACUUAAUGAAUCAGAGCCUGCCCCUGUAGUCGAAUCAGAACCAUCCUUAGUUGAACCAGAGCCUGCCCCAGUUGUUGAAUUAGAGCCUGCCCCAGUUGUUGAAUUAGAGCCUGCUCCAAUUGUUGAAUUAGAGCCUGCCCCAGUUGUUGAAUUAGAGCCUGCCCCAGUUAAAUCAGAACCAGUUGUUGAGUCAGAGUCCGCCCCAGUAUCAGAACCAGUCGUUGAACUGAAGGCAGAACCACUUGUUGAGUUGGCUCCCACCCCAUUAGUUGAACUAGAGCCUGCCCCAGUUGUUGAAUUGGCCCCCAUCCCAGUUGCUGAACCAGAGCCUGCUCCAGUUAUUGAAUCUGCUUCUCCAGUUGAUCUAAGUGAGACAGUGCCUGUUGAAGCACCCGCUGCUGUUGAACCCACACCCGUCCAUGAAUCCGCGCCUGUUUUAGAAUCUGCUGCUUGUGAAGAACCAAAGGAAGAGGUCCCUGCUGCUGAACCUGCCACUGAACAGAUAGAGGAACCCAAAGUUGCUGCUGAAGAAGUUGCUGCUGCACCUGCUGAAGAGAAGAAAGAAGAGAAGGUGGAAGCUGCCCCUGCUGAAACAAAAGUCCCCGCUGCUGAACCUGUGAAGGAAGAAAAGAAGGCAGAGGUGGAGGAAACCGUUGCCACUACAGAGGCUCCUGUUGUAGAGUCUCAGCCAGAGCAGGGAGUCCCUGAGGAACCUGCCCAAGUCCAGGAGGAAUCCUCCCCUGCAGUAGAGAAGGCCCCUGAACCAGAGGUUACCCCUUCAGUAGCAGAAGCAGUUCCUGAGCAGGAGGCUGCUCCUGUUGUUCAGGAAGAAAGUGCAGCUGUUAAGGAGGAAAGUUCUACAGUUGAGGAAAGUACUCCAGUAAUAGAAAUAAGCACUCUUGCUAAUGAGGUUAGCACUUCUGUAGUACAGGAAAGCACUCCUGCUGAGGAACCUGCCCCUGUUGCGGAGGAAAGCCCUGUUCAGGAGCCUGCUCACAUUGAAGAAGUAACCACACCAACACAACAAUCCGAAAUUACUCCGUCCAGUGAGUUGACAACAGAACAGAGUGCAGAUCAGGAUACCACACAACAGGUUCAUGAGGCUGCUGCAAAUCCUGUAGCUAAACCUAAGACAGGAAAACAGAGGAAGGGGAAGAAAACUGAAGCUGAGGAGAAGAAAGUUGAAGAAUAAAAGGGUAGUGUGUAAUGCCACAAGCCAUUCCACCGUAAAGCUUAGUCGGGACAUCCCUCUCAUCCCCUGGAGUCAGCAACUGUUUAGACAUCUCGUCUACUUUUUAUGGCAUUAGAAUUUUGAUUUUUAUAACUUCAAGAAUCCUAACUACGUUCACCCGUUGUUUGUACGAGUAAUUGGUAGAUCACUUGAAAGAUUUUUACAUUAGGAUUCUUUUUAAGAAAAUCUCCUUUCCUAAUGGUUUUAUGUGCAGUUUGCAUGUUAAUGGAGGUCUGUUUACCUCCAGUGCGUACAAAAGACAGGUCCUUUUGAUUUUGUUUAUUUUUUUUUUUUUAUUUUCUCUAAGGUUGAAGUUGCUGUGCUCUUGACAUUGGCCAUGUAUUUUGGGUGCAGUGGAAGUGGCUUUAUAAGCCAGAGGUAAUUGGGGGCAGAGGUUAACGGAUGUUGUACGACUUGUGUGUAAACCAUUAUAGACAAACACAUAGUCUUAAGUGAUCACCAUUUUCAGUAUGUGCGGUAAGACUUAGAAUUUAUAUAUGAAAGUGAAUUAUGUAAAAAAGUGAAGAGGCCAAUUAUUUAGUCUUAAUAACCCACAUGCGACUGGUUUGUAGAACGCCGUUAAAAGGAACCCACUGUGUUAGCCGCUAAAGUGAAAAAAGCGACUGUCGAUAGGUACGCCCAACUUCUCUCUUCCUCCUGUAAGAUAGGAUUUUUUUAAUUCUGUCUGUUAUUGGAUUUGAGUCAUCAUUUUCUUAUUGUUUAAGGGGAGGAUGAUUAGGGUAUGAGGAGGAGUGGUGUUGGGUGAGGAAAGGACUUUUUGUAUAGUUUGUAUUAUGUAUUGUGAAUAAGGGGUGAAAUUUUUUGCUAGAGCAAAGAAAAUAUUAAUAGUGUAAAUUCUAGACGCAGUGAAAAUUAUUGUACCAGUAGAGCAUAAAAUUUGAUGGUACUUUUGUACUUUGAUGAACUAGACAGAAUAUUGUAUACCCAAAUCUAUUAAUAGAUCUUUUCUUAUUGCUCAUGUAGUAAAGGUUUUUCUUUUUUCAAUACUGCUGUAUCAAGUCUCUAGUUUCUUCAAUUGUUCCAUGACAUGUGCUUCUGCCUGUUAGGUAUAAGGCCUAAGCACCAAAAAUUUCUGUUGCAUUGAAAUGGGAUAUCAAUUGGGGGUUCCUGCAAUCUUCUCUAAUGAAUCGUAGAUUAGAUAAGAUUCAGUUUUGCAGAAAACCAAUCUGUUGCAGCAAGGAAAACACAAGUACUACAGUACCAUAUAUUUAACUAGCUGGUCUUCAUCAUGGCAUUAUUUUUUUUUAUUUUUUUGGUUUUUAAACAAGCUUUAUCAAUACUUUUAAAUUAUUCAUUUAUAUUGCAAAAGCACACAUUGAUUUUAAGUCAAAUUUUUAUGUAGAAAUUUUUUUAGUGCUGAUGCAGAUGGUUUUGGUGGAUUCCUCCACAUUUAAUUUAUAUAAAUUUUCAUAAUAUAUGCAGACUUCUCUUGGCAUAGGCAAUGAGCAAAAUUUCUGGUGCUUUGCUGUUUAUGAUAUCUUGAUUUGCCGUGUAAUAAAGGAUAUUAAGAAGUUUACACAUUGUAA
Macrobrachium nipponense is the source of this 4487-nucleotide messenger RNA. Its product is annotated as cell surface glycoprotein 1-like. The record is from RefSeq and is a predicted model, not a curated record. The transcript is spliced from 9 exons. Bases 199 to 2901 code for a protein of 900 amino acids. NCBI's taxonomy places the organism in Eukaryota, Metazoa, Arthropoda, Malacostraca, Decapoda, Palaemonidae.